Episyrphus balteatus (marmalade hoverfly) is the source of this 1019-nucleotide messenger RNA. Its product is annotated as cold shock domain-containing protein CG9705. Gene Ontology annotation, cellular component: cytoplasm. Bases 415 to 867 code for a protein of 150 amino acids. Lineage: Eukaryota; Metazoa; Arthropoda; Insecta; Diptera; Syrphidae. Gene Ontology annotation, biological process: regulation of mRNA stability. The record is from RefSeq and is a predicted model, not a curated record. Gene Ontology annotation, molecular function: mRNA 3'-UTR binding. The transcript is spliced from 3 exons.
UACCAAAAGACAUUCCUGUCAAAAUCGAAUUGCAACAAAAAAGAGUAUUAAAAUAAUUGGCAACCGAAAAAUCUUCGUGUGAAGUAGUUUCUGCUCUCUCAAUUUUAAUUUUUGCUCCCAAUUGGUUUCAAUUUUUCAGACCAGACGAUACAACUGGAAUUUUUUUGAUCUUAUUUUUUUCUUGUAAUUCUUCUUCUCCAUUGUCCAUUGAAAACACCGUUUUGAUUGUCUUUUUUUUGUCUCGAGCUUAUCGACAUUUUUUACACAAAAAAAAAGAAGUUCUUUCAGAACAAAAAAAAAAAAAAAAACAAGAGUGAAAGUGCUACUUUGACGCGUAGUACACUGAUUUUUUUUGUUCUUCUUUUUUAUUUGUUUUUUCUGCAACAACUAAAUUAAAAAAUACACACACCGAAAAUGUCUUCUUCACAAAACACUCCAGAGAAGACUCUGACAGCCAGACCGCCCAUGUGUCCACGUUCAUCGAGCCACAGUCCAAACCAUCCAACUGCAAGUCUUCAAUUACCAAGUCCAAUUAUUACGAAACGAACAAGGACUGCCUCAACUUCCGCUCGAGCUUUAGAAAAUCCAGUUGAAACUGGGAUUGUCAAGUCAUUUAGUCGAUCCAAGGGCCAUGGAUUUCUUACACCCCAUUCCGGUGGCGAAGACAUUUUUGUUCAUAUCUCGGACAUCGAAGGCGAAUACGUUCCACAGCCUGGAGACGAAGUCAAAUAUCGUUUGUGUGCCAUUCCACCGAAAUUCGAGAAACACCAAGCCGUUCAUUGCCAGAUAAUCAAUCUUACACCAGAGGUUCAUCAUAAAUGGGAAGAACCUUUCCAAAGUUGUCACGAUUCCUCCUCCGAUAAAUAAAUUCAAGUUUACUUAUGGAUACAGCCAUUUUUCUUUAAACAAAAAUAAGAAAAAAAAAAAAACAAUUAAAAAAUAAAAAUUGCAACAUGAUGAUUAUCCUCCGCGGGGUCUCUUAAUUAUAUUAUACACAACAAACAGAAAAAAAAAAACAA